Molecule: messenger RNA, 1286 nt
Organism: Coregonus clupeaformis (lake whitefish)
Lineage: Eukaryota; Metazoa; Chordata; Actinopteri; Salmoniformes; Salmonidae
Product: protein NLRC3-like
Exons: 1
Coding region: 28-996 (322 amino acids)
Source: RefSeq, a predicted model, not a curated record
GUGUAGGGAAGCUAGCACUGGAGUAAUAUGAUCAAAUUUCUUGGUUCUAGUCAGGAUUCUAGCAGCCACAUACCAGUGUUCUGUUGGAUUUCAGCCACUGUUCUACAAAGAUUGUUGGCUGAAGCAGAGAGUGGAGAGAUCCCCAAAACUCUGUCAGAAAUCUACAUGCACUUCAUAAUGUUCCAGAUAAAACAGAAGAAUCAGAAAUAUCAUGGCGACAAUGUCAUUGAUCCCUACUGGGAUAAAGAGAUCAUUCUGUCACUGGGAAAACUGGCGUAUAAGCAGCUGGAAACAGGCAACCUGAUCUUCUAUGAAGAGGACCUGACAGAGUGUGGCAUUGAUGUCAGAGAGGCAUCUGUGUAUUCUGGAGUGUGCACCGAGAUCUUCAGGGAGGAGUUUGGGCUGCAUCAAGGGAAGGUUUAUUGCUUCGUGCAUCUGAGCAUCCAGGAAUGUCUUGCUGCUUUUUAUAGUUUUCUCUCUUUCAACAAUGACUUCAACACAACAAAACAUUAUCAGCAGUCCAUCCCCAAGAACCUGAAGAGGCGAGUCAAAAUAAUGCCUGCAAUUCACUUCUACCAGGAUGCAGUGAAUAAGGCCCUACAGAGUGAGAAUGGACACCUGGAUCUUUUCCUCCGCUUCCUUCUUGGCCUCUCACUGCCAUCAAAUCAGACCAUCUUUCGAGGCCGACUGAAAUGGACAGGAGGUAGCUCAAAGAUUGACAAGGAAACAGUUGAGGUCAACAAGGAAACAGUUGAUUACAUCAAGGAGAAGAUCCAAGAGAAUGCCUCUUCAGAGAAGUGCAUCAAUCUGUUUCACUGUCUAAAUGAGAUGAAUGACCAAUCCCUAGUGCAGGAGAUUCAGAGCUACCUGAGCUCAGGAAGUGUCUCAGGAGCCAAACUCUCACCUGCACACUGGUCAGCUCUGGCCUUUGUGUUGCUGACUUCAGCAGAGGAGCUGGGUGUAUUUGACUUGAAGCAAUUUAGUGGAGCAGAUUAGGCUCUUCUGAGGCUGCUGCCAGUGGUUAAGGCAUCCAAAACAGCUCUGGAAGUACUGUCUCUGUGUAACGCAGGCAGACAUAAGCCAGUCAUGCUCCUUCAUUCAAAUGACUCAUCUCUACCAACAUUUCACAGUUUCAUGAGAUAGCAAAGCUAGUGGGGAUGAAUGACUAGAUAAGGAGUUGAGUAUUCCAUUUAAGUUCUAUUUGUAAUAAUUCUUCCAGGUUAAAUAAGUGUAGCCUCACAGUGACGUCCUGUGGAGCCCUUGCCUCAGCUCUCAGCUCAAGCACC